CGCUAGGGCAAGUUAGGAGGAGGCAGGUCGUUCGCUCUUAGAGACGCGGCGAGAGGCCCUUCGCGUUAGCUUAAACGUGAGGCGUACCUUCAAGGUACAGGUGGCACUGUCCAAGGUGGGCACAUUCCGGUUCAAGGCAUUGGCCAUCACAGCUGGAACGGACUGGGCGGCUCCUGGAAGGCUCUCCGUGCUGGUGUUCUACCCACGACCCUCCAUUCGGAGCCAUGCUGAAAUUCCAGGAGGCUACCAAGGGUGCAAGUGGACCGGCGGCCGCUUGCGCUGACCCAGAGACCUUGGUUGCGAGAAGAUACGUGCUCCGGCAGAAACUCGGCAGUGGGAGUUUCGGAACUGUCUAUCUGGUUUCAGACAAGAAAGCCAAGCGAGGAGAGGCGCUGAAGGUACUGAAGGAAAUUCCCAUUGGAGCACUAAAUCCCAACGAGACGGUGCAGGCCAACAUGGAAGCCCAGCUCCUCUCCAGGCUCGACCACCCAGCCAUCGUCAAGUUCCACACGAGCUUUGUGGAGCAAGACAGUUUCUGCAUCGUCACCGAGUACUGUGAGGGCCGAGAUUUGGACUGCAAAAUUCAGGAAUAUAAAGAAGCUGGGAAAGUCUUCCCGGAAAAUCAGAUAAUGGAGUGGUUUGCCCAGCUGCUGCUGGGGGUCGCCUACAUGCAUGAGAGGAGGAUACUUCAUCGAGACUUAAAAUCAAAGAAUAUAUUUCUGAAAAAUAACCUGCUUAAAAUUGGGGAUUUUGGAGUUUCGCGACUCCUGAUGGGACCCUGUGACCUGGCCACCACGCUCACCGGCACGCCCCACUACCUGAGUCCCGAGGCCCUGAAGCACCAAGGCUACGACACCAAGUCAGACAUCUGGUCACUGGCAUGCGUUCUGUUCGAGAUGUGCUGCUUGACUCAAGCGUUCACUGGGUCCAGUUUCUUGUCCAUUGUUUUAAAAAUCAUGGAGGGUGACACGCCGUCUCUCCCGGAGCGGUACCCGCGAGAACUGAACGCCAUCAUGGAGAGGUAUAGAGACGUGCAGCAGGGGGCGCAGUGCUCCGGGCGCACUGGAAAGCCGGCUCCCUCUGACCCUUGCAGCAUGCUCAACAAGAGUCCUUCCCUGAGGCCGUCUGCCACGGAAAUUUUAAAGGUCCCUUACAUCAACGCACAACUACAGCACCUGAUGUGCAGAUACUCAGAGAUGAGUCUGGAAGACAGGACUUGCGGUUGUCAGAAGGAGGCCGUGCAUAUCGUUAAUGCCAUGCAAAGAAAGGCCCACUUGCAGACUCUGCGGGCACUGUCUGAAGUGCAGAAGAUGACGCCCAGGGAGAGGAUGAGGCUGAGAAAGCUCCAGGCGGCCGAUGGCACAGCCAGGAGGCUGAAAAAGAUUGUAGAAGAAAAAUAUGAAGAAAAUAACAAGCGGAUGCAAGAAUUGAGGUCGCAGAACUUCCAGCAGGUGAAUGUUGACGUGCUCCAUGAACCCCCUCCAGAGAACCUGCCGGAGCCUCAGCCUGUCCCUCCCGCAGACCUCAGCCAACUUGAGUCCAGCGUGGGAGACCCUGCAGCCGACCCUGGCCGUGACGGUAGGGGAGAGAUCCCAGAAGACCCUCUUGUGGCUGAAGCGUAUUAUGCCGAUACCUUUGACUCCUGCUCUGAAGAGAGUGAGGGGCAGGAAGAGGAAGCCGCCAGGACGGAGGGACCCCCGCCUGCCCCCGGAACCCACCAGCAGGACAGCGAUAUUGCAGCCUUGGUUAGGUGUUUGGAAGAUGCCCUGAGUUGCACCUCUCUAGGGGCCUUAUACGAGAGCACCGAGGACGUCCCGCAGAACUCUCCCCGUUUCUCGUCUCAUGCUCGUUUCUCCUUGUGAAGUCCGAGAGCACCUCAUUCAUUGCCAGCAGGCCUCUUCCGCUGCCUCUCCUACUAAAGACCGAUUGCAGUGAGGACGGCCGCCGCAGGGGCUGGAAGCUGUGAAGAACCAGCUUUCCCUAGAGCUGGGGGGCGGGCCCUGCCGACGCCUGGAUUCUGGCCCGGUAACAUUACUUUCAAUGCCCUUUUUGUCACACCACGACCCCGUGCUGUCGUCCCUGUACUGUGCACCAUCUCACAUGUGAGAGGGAGACGGGGCGCUCUUGCCUGGGACGGCGUAAUGCUCGCACCAGCCCUCGGUCCCAGCCCUGCUCAUCUGAGCACCUGGGCCCUCGCCUGCCCUUCCUCUCCUGCGUGUCGGCGUUGUCUUCCCAGGGGAGCUCGAGGCCCCAGACUGUCUUACGGCAGACCCUAGAAUGUUCGACCUGAAUGAGGUCCUUGGCCCGAGGACACCUUUAAAUGUAAGACGAGGGAACGGAGGCCCAGGGAGGGGCCCGAG
Tupaia belangeri chinensis (Chinese tree shrew) is the source of this 2360-nucleotide messenger RNA. It is a transcript of the gene NEK11, whose product is annotated as NIMA related kinase 11. The record is from RefSeq and is a predicted model, not a curated record. NCBI's taxonomy places the organism in Eukaryota, Metazoa, Chordata, Mammalia, Scandentia, Tupaiidae. The coding region runs from base 225 to 1862 and encodes 545 amino acids. The transcript is spliced from 14 exons. Gene Ontology annotation, biological process: protein phosphorylation. Gene Ontology annotation, molecular function: protein kinase activity; ATP binding.